AUGCUUUCCAUCUUUUCUCUUGUCACCGUCGCUAUCUCUGCCUUUGCUAUGCUAGAGGGAGCAACAGCUGGUGCCGUGCAAGCAAACUCCAAUGUGAUGUACAAACGUCAAUCUGACUGGUUCGCUUCAUCGAAUGAAGCUACAGGCAAAAGCUUCGAGAAACGCAUGAUGGGAGUCGGACAAGUCGGACAACAAUCACAACAACAACAAAAAGUUCCACCUUUUCUGGUCAACAUCAUCAUCAAAAGGCUCUCAGCGGAUUUGGCUGACACCAUUGCUAAAUACUCAAAAGUCGCAGAAGCUGGUAAAAAGAUGCCAACUAGCGGUGAGCUUACUGCCGCCUUGAAGAAAGCGAUGAAAGAAGGAGGCGACGAUCCUGUGGCUCAUGCCCAAGCGACCAAAGCGGCUAUUGAUGGUCUUGCUGAAAGCAAGCUUUCUGGAUCCGACUCCGCUCCAAAGACUGACUCCGCUCCAAAGACUGACUCCGCUCCAAAGUCUGACUCCGCCCCAAAUACUCGUCAAGAAAUGACUGCUUCAACUUCGGGUUCAACAGCUGAAGCUCCUAAAUUCAAAGAUUCUGAUGUCCGAAGAUUUGCCAAUGGAUUCUUGAAAAUGGUCAAAGCAUUUGCCGAAGCUAAGAUGGCUGGUGGAAGUUUACCUACUGCUGAAGAAAUCGCUCAACUCCUUCAUCGUCUACAACAAACUCUUGACCAAAGUGACCAACGCAAAAGUGCUCGUGCCACUCACGAGGCUUUCAUGGAACUUGCUGCCAGCAAGUUUCCUGCCGGCAAGAAGCCCUCCUUCGACACCAAGGCUUCUAGUGAUUCAGACUCCAAGACAUCCGAUGCCUCGUCUACCAAGUCAGCUGAUAGUGAUCCUACCGCCACCAAGAAGCCAACCACCUCCACUGCCGCCAAGAAGCCAACCACCUCCACUGAAAAGCCUGAUGCCAAAACUACCACUGACCCUGUAGACACCCAAACCACAGGCCAAUGA
This is a messenger RNA of Melampsora larici-populina 98AG31, 996 nucleotides long. RefSeq lists its product as uncharacterized. Lineage: Eukaryota; Fungi; Basidiomycota; Pucciniomycetes; Pucciniales; Melampsoraceae. The record is from RefSeq and is a predicted model, not a curated record. The transcript has 4 exons. The coding region runs from base 1 to 996 and encodes 331 amino acids.